Messenger RNA from Grus americana (Whooping crane), 2022 nucleotides. RefSeq names its product dolichyl-phosphate mannosyltransferase subunit 2, regulatory (gene DPM2). Gene Ontology annotation, molecular function: enzyme regulator activity. The transcript is spliced from 4 exons. Lineage: Eukaryota; Metazoa; Chordata; Aves; Gruiformes; Gruidae. Gene Ontology annotation, cellular component: endoplasmic reticulum membrane; dolichol-phosphate-mannose synthase complex. Gene Ontology annotation, biological process: GPI anchor biosynthetic process. The record is from RefSeq and is a predicted model, not a curated record. Bases 113 to 367 code for a protein of 84 amino acids.
UUGGCCGUCUCCGGCCGAGGGGAGGGCGGGGCUGGCGCGCAGCGCGUUCAUUGGUGGGCCGCUCCCGGAAGGGCGGUCCUGGCGGGGAGGGAGGCCGUGGCUGCCGGUCGCCAUGGCCACAGCAACAGACCAGGUGGUUGGAUUCGGCUUGGUUGCCUUCAGCCUCGUUCUCUUUGUUUACUACACGCUCUGGAUCAUCGUACUGCCCUUCAUCGACAGCGACCACGGGAUCCACCGGUACUUCUUGCCUAGGGAAUACGCAGUUAUCAUCCCCGUAGUGGCUGGUCUGCUGCUGGUGCUAUUUAUAGGCAUUUUUAUAAUGGUUGUAAUGUGGAAGAGCAGGAAACCUGCCAAGAAAUCUGACUGAAGGCCCAGCUGAGAGAGAUGAGGAGAAGGCACCUACCCUGCAGCAUUGUAGCCAGGAAAAGACUUUGCCUGCAGCACUGACAGACGCCUCCUCCAGGGUGCGUGGUGCUGAGCUGGCUGCGCUCUCCCGCGUUCCUUUCUGCAGAGACGAAGCCUUCUGUAGUUUACAACUUACUGACUGAAGGGAAGUAAAACUGACCUCCAGGGCUCAUCAAGAGGGACCAGAGCCCCGGCUGUGAGGGACCCGCUCCCCGUGCUGGCUAGAGGAGCUGUUGGGGUCCAGCAGCUGUAACCGCCAGAGUGCGAGUCCAGCCCUGACCCCUGCCCGCUGCUCAGCCUCUGGGUAAUCCUUCCCCUCUGCUCUUGCUGUGUCCAGUAGUCUGUUCCUUCUGUUGGGGCUUUUUGUUUGUUUGUUUGUUUGGGGGUUUUUUAUGUUUACAUAUGGUUUGUGGGAUUUUUUUAAACUGGAUUCAAGAUAGAGAGAAAAGAAAUGAGACUUUGGGCUUGGAAAAGGCAGGCUUGUGUUCUCCAUCCGCCUGCUGGAAGGGCUAAUCAUGGUGCUGGUGGGCUUUCAGGUUUCUAAAGAGGGACCCCCGUGAGGUCAGGCGUGCAGAGGAUGCAGGGAUGGUGCUGCUGCUGCCCUCUGUGUCCCCUCCUGCAGUCACCCGGGGUGGUGACGAGAUGCCCUGGGUUGCAAGGACGCAUUUGGCUCUGCCACUGAUGGGCACAGUUCCCGUCACAGCUGUCAGCUGCUGGCUGGGUUCCUGCCCCUGGACAAGGCUCCAUGUGCCAGCUGGGCUGGGGCUGCACAGGCAGGCCUGGUGGCACCCUGUCCUUCCCCUGGUGGCACCCUGUCCUUCCCCUGUGGGGUUUCCUCUCCUGGCAGCGGCUUCUGCCCUGAGAUGCGGUUCCCCAGCAGCUCCCGCAGACCACGAUGAGCAGGAUCACCCUCAAUAAAGGUCCUCAAGGUCUCGGUCACUGUCCUCCACCCAAGUCAAGGGGGUGCCGCAGGCCUGCCAGGAUGGUUUCUGCUGCGUGGCCCUGGAGUGCUGGGGAAGGUCCUGCCCUGGGCUCUCUGUGAGCCAUGUCCUGCUGGUGGGGACAGGCAGGGAAGCACCAGAGAGAAUCUGGCUGGGCUGGGCAUGCCCAGCGCUGUGGUGGUCCUGCCGUGCUGGGGGCUGCUUUAUCCCAUCUGGGGUAGCUCCAGCAAAAGGAGGGCAGAUUUGAUCUGACCCUUCUCGCGUGUUCUGUGAGCUUCCCCUACCAGACAGCAGUGUGUCCCGCUGCCUCCCAUCCUGCUGGGAGGUGAUGCUGGUGGCUUGGGCUGAACCUGGCUGCAGUUUAACCUGCCGUGUGCCUGGAGCUGGUGGGUGGUCUGGAGGCGAGGGUCUGGCUGGGGAUUUGUCCCCAGCUCUGGCAGAGGCUGCCUGGCUGUGGGGGCUGCACACCUGCCCCGUUUGCCUGUCGCUGUGCCCUCCCUGAGGCAGAGUCCCCCAUCCCUGUUUUUCCUUGUGCCUUGCUGCUGCCCCUCCUCCUGGUGAGGAAUCCCUCACUCCCCAGCCCCUCGCCCACUGGAUGUGGCUCAGCCCACCCCGUGAAGGUGAAGCUGGGGCAGGGGGAGGCAAAAGGGGGGAAAACUAGGUCAGGUCAUGUCUG